Molecule: messenger RNA, 349 nt
Organism: Saprolegnia diclina VS20
Lineage: Eukaryota; Oomycota; Saprolegniomycetes; Saprolegniales; Saprolegniaceae
Exons: 3
Coding region: 35-349 (104 amino acids)
Source: RefSeq, a predicted model, not a curated record
GGGUAAGACACACAAUCUUGUUGGAGCGUCGGUCAUGGCCAGCACGACCAAGCCGUCGCCGCUCCGGCGCGAGGCCGAAGACCGCGUCCGCCUCCGGCGCGAGGAGCUCAAGAAGCUCUGCGUCGUGCAGGACGUCAAGAACCACGUGUCGCUCGCCAAGUACUUUCAGCGCGCCCACGUCAUGUACCGCCAGUGCCAGCUCUACGCCAUCCAGCGCGACUACGACCACGCGUACAUCUACCUCUGGCUCAUGGUCCUGCUCUUCCAGUACCGUAUCCCGCAGCAUCGCGAGUACCAUCAGACCAAGUACGCGGCCGAGAAGGCCCGAUUGAACGACGUAGCGCAUUGA